This is a messenger RNA of Populus nigra (black poplar), 447 nucleotides long. RefSeq names its product cellulose synthase-like protein E6. The transcript has 2 exons. Gene Ontology annotation, cellular component: trans-Golgi network; plasma membrane. The record is from RefSeq and is a predicted model, not a curated record. Gene Ontology annotation, molecular function: mannan synthase activity; cellulose synthase (UDP-forming) activity. NCBI's taxonomy places the organism in Eukaryota, Viridiplantae, Streptophyta, Magnoliopsida, Malpighiales, Salicaceae. Bases 1 to 447 code for a protein of 148 amino acids. Gene Ontology annotation, biological process: cellulose biosynthetic process; plant-type primary cell wall biogenesis.
AUGUGCCGGUCAUGGAUCCAGGACUUGGGUCGUGACAUGAAUGGCAAAGGGGGCGAUUGUUGGGUUGUUGUCAUUGCAUGUGCAGCAAAUGGACGGUAUGAGAAGGAUUUGCCAAGGGUAGACAUAUUUGUGUGUACUGCAGACCCAGAAAUGGAGCCACCAAUCAUGGUGAUCAACACGGUCUUAUCAAUGAUGGCCUAUGAUUAUCCACCAGAGAAGCUGAGCGUUUAUCUGUCGGAUGAUGGUGUCUCAGAAUUGACCUUUUAUGCAAUUCUAGAGGCAUCAAGGUUCCCAAAGUAUUGGCUACCGUUUUGCAAGAAGUUCAACGUAGAACCAAGAUCACCCGAGGCCUAUUUUCAGAUUGAACCACUGGAUGACCCUGUCAAGACCAAAGAGUGGUUGUUCAUCAAGGUAAGCUAUGCUGGGGUUAAUAUGACAGCUCUUUAA